This is a messenger RNA of Thecamonas trahens ATCC 50062, 1954 nucleotides long. RefSeq lists its product as uncharacterized. The record is from RefSeq and is a predicted model, not a curated record. The transcript has a single exon. The coding region runs from base 1 to 1920 and encodes 639 amino acids. NCBI's taxonomy places the organism in Eukaryota, Apusomonadida, Apusomonadidae.
AUGCUGUCAUCAUUGUCGUCCUCGUCGUCCUCAUCGUCCUCGCCGUCAUCGUCGUCAUCGUCGUCAUCAUCGUCGCCGUUCUCGGCAUCGUCAAGCUCGUACUCGGCAGGCCCAGCACCGGCGUAUGAUGCUGGUGUGGGAUCGUCUAUUGAUUGGACCGCCACACCCAUUGCGGCGGUGCCCCGGCUGCCGGGUGCGGAGCACAUUGAAGCCCGCGAUCCUCCGCUGCAUCUCGCUGACUCGACGCCUUGGGCCCACGAGGCUGAGGCCACACUGAUGGUACAGUACUCCAAGCUUCCCUGCUCAGUGCUGCCGUAUGCGCACGCACUGGGCGAGGACUCGCCUUCCACUGUCUCCAAGGCGUUCAAGAAGCGGCUGCGAGCAGGGCUGCCGCUCUGGAUCCGCGGCCAUGUGUGGGCCUGCAUCACCGGCGGCGUCGACUUGCUCCGCCGCGCGCCGACGCUGUAUGCGGCGGCGGCAGUGCGUGCGUUUGGCAGCGGCGGCGCCGGCGACGACGACCUGCUCAACAUUCCGUCGUUCUCGGCCGUGGACCUCUCGACGGACGCUUGCCUCGGCUCCGGCUACCGCGCCGACGCGGCGCCCGAGGCGCUUAUCGGUGCUGACGCCGCCCGCGAGGCCAAUACCGUCUUAGUGGUGCUCGCGACGGAAAACCCUGACCUCAACUACGUGCCAGCUCUUCCGCGGCUGGUUCGGCUCUUGACGCUCUUCCUCGCUCCGGCCUCCAACUACGCCGUGGCCACGGCCAUGAUCGAGGCCUCGCGGUCGCGCGGCUGGUACUUUCCGUUGUCGCGGCGAGCCCUGGCGCUUUUUGUAGAGACCUUUGUCUCGCUCGCCAAGUCCAAGGCCAAAAAGGCGACCAAGGCGCUUGCCAAGGUUGGCCUCUCGCUCGCCGACGUCGCCACACCGUGGCUCUCGUCGCUCUUCCUCGGCUUUCUCCCCACCUACGCCGUCCUCGCCAUCCUCGAUGCUUACAUGUAUGAGGGCUCCAAGAUCCUGUAUCGGGUCGGCCUUAGUCUGCUGAAGGCCAUGACUCUGGAGCUUCAGGGUGCGGCCUCGCGGGUUGACGCUAUCGCGGUCAUCUGCGCCAAAACCUGGGCCAUUGGCUCAAGCGCACCGGCCUUUGCCGCUAUGCUCAAGGACGGCUUUGGCCUGCACUUGCAGCGCAAGAAGUUUGCCAAGCUCGCCUCGGCCCACGCUGCCGCCGGCGUCGACGAGGACCGGUUUGGCAAGGCUGUCCUUUACUACCGGCCAAAUCUCUCGGCCGCAUCAGACCUGCUCUCGUUUGAGGCCAUGUCACUGCUCUGGUACUGGCUCCCGUCCCGGUUCCGCCUUCAUUCUGGCGAGCGCAUCUUCUCGACAGCCACGGACGGCUAUCUCUUGCGCUCACUUGUCAGUGCUGCGGCCGAGACGACUCGACGCGAGCGCGAGACGGUCCCGAUCCUGGUCCUCAUCUGCCCUGCUGCCGCCCCGCGCACGGUUGUCGGACUCUACCUCUCACGCGGCUUUGGCUCGCCCGAGGCCGACCCCGAGGCCACCUGGCUCGGCAAUGGCGAGUCGUUUGUCUUUUGCGCUCAUCGCGAGCCAUCCGGCACGCCUGUGCUUGUUCACUACGCAUGGGACGCUGGCGCAACUUCGGGCCGCGCCUCGUUCUACCGCAUCGACGACGGCACCCUUGUCGUCGGACACUCGUCAAGCGGCCGGGCGCUUGCUGUCUCGGACGACUUUUCGAGCCUACUCACCGGCGCCUCGGCCACGUUUGCCUCGCCGCCGCUCUUCCCUGGCGUCGAUCCGGGCACGGUUCCUGACUAUGCUACCCGCACUGAGCGUGGCGUGGAGUUCUCGAUCGGCGCUGCCUCUGCCGUCGAGGCCUAUGCCCUUGUCUUCCAGCCGCGCUCCUGAGCGGCAAGCAGCCCGCUCCCUCGGCCAAUACACU